AUGAAAAUUUUAUUAAAUAGAAUAAAUGACUCGAGGAAAUGAAUAAAAUUUUGCUGAACACAAAAUAAUAGAGAACUUGCUAACAAACUACAAAAGGUAAAAAAGACAUGAAUAAAUAAACUAAAAAGACUAUCUAACUAUGAAAAAAUCAGUGAAAGCAGAUUGAAAGAAUGUAUGCAAGAUCCAUAUGGAGCCUGAAACAAAAUAAAACAUCAGAUGAAUAAAAACAGAAUCGUAUUAUCAUUAAACAAAGAAGAAAUUAAAGCUUGAGCAACAGAAUUUGAAAAUCAAUUUAAAAGUAAAAUAGAAUUCAUACCACAAAAGGGAUGCUCAAAAGAAGAACUAUGAGAUUUCCAAGAUAUCCAGAAAAUCAUUAAAAAAUUACCAAACAAAAAAGCUCCUGGAUCAGACAAUAUAAGAAAUGAGAUAAUAAAGAAAGGUGGAGAUAUAAUGACAGAAACAAUUGCACAUUUCCUUAAUAGUUGCAAAUUAAAUGGAAUCCCAAAUAAAGCCAUUGAAGCAAAAACAAUCCUUAUAUAA
Molecule: messenger RNA, 540 nt
Organism: Blepharisma stoltei
Lineage: Eukaryota; Ciliophora; Heterotrichea; Heterotrichida; Blepharismidae
Source: the annotation of a GenBank genome assembly